CUCUCUCUCUCUCUCACCCUUCCUAUUUAUCCUCUUUACCAUCUUACUUGUCAACAAUUAUUUUUUAUUUCGCAAUAAUAAACAUAGAUAUCGAACGAGAGUGCGUCUUUACUUAUCGCAAAAGCAUAUAAUACAAGAAUCCAAUAAUUAUCGCUCAUACGAAUAAUAUCGAACAGUAUAGAAAAAAAUUGCGACGCGAGAAGAUCAUUUCAUGAAUUUGCUCGAAAUACAGUGUGCGUGAACAUUGAAAUACGGAUUUUUAAACAUUGGUCUACUUUCGAUUUCAUUCGAGACACAAGUGUAUAAUUGAUUAGAAAUAAAACAAAACAAAAAAAAAACAAACCAUGAGUUUGUUAAUGCUCGUACUCGCAUUAUGCGGAAUAUUGACAUUGUAUAUUUAUUGCCGCAAAAUAUAUAGUUAUUGGAAUAGACAAGGUAUACCAGAGGUACCAUAUUCCUUACCAAUCAUUGGUCACUUGUUACCAUUAUUAUUAUUACAAAAAAGUAUUCCGCAAAUGGUAAUGAAUUGGUAUGAUCGUUACAAGAAAAACAGUAUGGUUGGUUAUUACGAUGGUACGGUACCCGGAUUAUUGAUAAAGGAUCCUGAAUUGAUUAAGAUGGUACUGCAAACGAAUUUCACGAAUUUCCAUGAAAACGCAAUGAAGAUCGACAAAGAUAUAGAUCCAUUGAUCGCCAAGAAUCCAUUUUUUUUAAACGGAGAAGAAUGGUUGAUCAAUAGGAAAAGAUUGACCUAUGCGUUUUCGAGUAUGCGAUUGAAAAUCUUAUCAGAGACUAUACGUAAAGUUUGUAAGAAGUUCGACGAUUAUUUGUAUAAAAAGAUCGAAGAUGAUCAAAGGAUCGAAUUCGAGACAAAGGAUCUAUUCAGUAGAUUUACUGGUGAAGUUGUCGCCAAUGCAGGAUACGGCAUUGAAGGUUUUUGUUUCGAUGAUAAUUAUAAUCCACAAUCGUUCCAUGAGAUGGGUAAGAAGAUAUUCAGGACAGGUUGGUUUCAAAGUGCUUUGCAAUCACUAAUAUUUUUCGUUCCGUUUCUAAAUAAUUAUUUAAAAAUACAUUUAAUACAAAAGGACAUUGAUCAUUACUUUCGAACGAUCGUUAAACAGAUAAUAGAGAAAAGAAGUGAAGAGAAAGAAAAGCGUAAUGAUUUUUUUCAAUUAAUGAUCGAUCUUGAAAAAAGUAAAAAUCAAAAGAUCAACGAGGAAUCAUUGUCGGCAAAUGCAUUAACGUUCUUCGUCGAUGGUUACGAAACAUCAUCGAUUACAUUGAGCUACAUUUGUUUCGAAUUAUCGAUACAUUGCGACAUACAAGAAAAACUUCGGAAUGAAAUCAAACAAGUAUUGGACAAACAUAAAGGAGAGAUUACUUAUGAUUCCUUAAAAGAGAUGACGUAUCUGGAUCAAGUGAUUAACGAAUCGCAAAGAUUGAAUACGUUGUUGGAUGUAAUGGGAAAAAUAUGUACCGAUGGUAUUCAAUUGAAAGGUAAUGAUGGUUUAACAUGUACAAUCGAACCAGGAACAAAAAUGAUUAUACCAGUUCGUUCGUUACAAAGAGAUCCUAAAUAUUGGAUCAAUCCGGAAGCAUUUGAUCCAGAUCGAUGGAACGAACAAAGGAAAUCUAAAAUUAAUAAAUAUUGCUUUUUACCGUUCGGUGAAGGACCAAGAAUUUGUGUUGGUAUUAGAAUGGCAUUGUUACAGAUCAAAGCUGCCAUUGUGACCCUAUUAAUGAAAUAUAAAAUAGAAAGAAAUUCAAGAAGCUGUUAUCCAAUUAAAAUCCAUAAGUUUGGUAUAUUAUCGACACCGAUGGACGGUCUUUGGGUUUAUCUGAGACGUCUUAUACAUACGAGAUACAAUCAGGAUACAGAGUCAGACACAACCUGGAUGCAAGCAAGACACAACACAGAUGCAACCAGAAUCCAUUCAGGACACAGCCUAGAUGCAACCAAGAUGCAACCAGGAUACAAUCUUGAUGUAACCAGAAUGCAAUCAGGAUACAAUUCAGAUGCAACCAGGCUGCAAGCAGGACACAAUUCAGAUGCAACCAAGUUGCAAGCAGGAUACAACUUAGAUGCAACCAAAAUCCAUUCAGGGUACAGUCCAGAUGCAACCAGGAUGCAACCAGAAUACAACGUUGAUGUAAACAGGAUGCAAUCAAGACACAAUUCAGAUUCAACCAGGAUGCAAUCAGGCCAUGAAAUCGGUAAAAAAAUAUUCAAAGAUGCCAUUGCGACCCUAUUAAUGAAAUAUAAUAUAGAAAGAAAUUCAAGAAUUGAAUAUCCAAUUGAUAUCGACGUUUUGACUAUACUCUCUAUACCUACUGGCGGACUUUGGAUUUAUCUUAGACAAAUAAAACAAAACAAAAAAAAACAAACCAUGAGUUUGUUAAUGUUCGUACUCGCAUUAUGCGGAAUAUUGACAUUGUAUAUUUAUUGUCGCAAAAUAUAUAGUUAUUGGAAUAGACAAGGUAUACCAGAGGUACCAUAUUCCUUACCAAUCAUUGGUCACUUGUUACCAUUAUUAUUAUUACAAAAAAGUAUUCCGCAAAUGGUAAUGAAUUGGUAUGAUCGUUACAAGAAAAACAGUAUGGUUGGUUAUUACGAUGGUACGGUACCCGGAUUAUUGAUAAAGGAUCCUGAAUUGAUUAAGAUGGUACUGCAAACGAAUUUCACGAAUUUCCAUGAAAACGCAAUGAAGGUCGACAAAGAUAUAGAUCCAUUGGUAGCCAAGAAUCCAUUUUUUUUAAAAGGAGAAGAAUGGUUGAUCAAUAGGAAAAGAUUGACCUAUGCGUUUUCGAGUAUGCGAUUGAAAAUCUUAUCAGAGACCAUACGUAAAGUUUGUAAGAAGUUCGACGAUUAUUUGUAUAAAAAGAUCGAAGAUGAUCAAAGGAUCGAAUUCGAGACAAAGGAUCUAUUCAGUAGAUUUACUGGUGAAGUUGUCGCCAAUGCAGGAUACGGCAUUGAAGGUUUUUGUUUCGAUGAUAAUUAUAAUCCACAAUCGUUCCAUGAGAUGGGUAAGAAGAUAUUCAGGAUAGGUUGGUUUCAAAGUGCUUUGCAAUCAAUAAUGUUUUUCCUUCCGUUUCUAAAUAAUUAUUUAAAAAUACAAUUUAUACCGAAGGACAUUGAUCAUUACUUUCGAACGAUCGUUAAACAGAUAAUAGAGAAUAGACGUGAAGAGAAAGAAAAGCGUAAUGAUUUUUUUCAAUUAAUGAUCGAUCUUGAAAAAAGUGAAAAUCAAAAGUUCGACGAGGAAUCAUUGUCGGCAAAUGCAUUAUCGUUCUUCGUCGAUGGUUACGAAACAUCAUCGGCUACCUUGAGUUUCAUUUGUUUCGAAUUAUCGAUACAUUGCGACAUACAAGAAAAACUUAGGAAUGAAAUCAAACAAGUAUUGGAUAAACAUCAAGGAGAGAUUACUUAUGAUUCCUUAAAAGAGAUGACGUAUCUGGAUCAAGUGAUUAACGAAUCGCAAAGAUUGAAUACGGUGUUGGAUGUAAUGAGCAAAAUAUGUACCGAUGGUAUUGAAUUGAAAGGUAACGAUGGUUUAACAUGUACAGUUGAACCAGGAACAAAAAUGAUUAUACCAGUUCGUUCAUUACAUAGAGAUCCUAAAUAUUGGAUCAAUCCAGAAGCGUUUGAUCCAGAUCGAUGGAACGAGCAAAGGAAAUCUGAAAUUAAUAAAUAUUGCUUUUUACCGUUCGGUGAAGGUCCAAGAAUGUGCGUUGGACUUAGGAUGGCAUUGUUACAGAUGAAAGCUGCAAUUGCGACGCUAUUAAUGAAAUAUAAAAUAGAAAGAAAUUCAAGAACCUGUUAUCCAGUUAAAAUCCAUAAAUUUGGUAUAUUGUCGACACCGAUCGACGGUCUUUGGGUUUAUCUGAGACGUCUUUGAAAAAAAAAGAA
Messenger RNA from Vespa mandarinia (Asian giant hornet), 3907 nucleotides. RefSeq names its product cytochrome P450 6a2-like. The record is from RefSeq and is a predicted model, not a curated record. NCBI's taxonomy places the organism in Eukaryota, Metazoa, Arthropoda, Insecta, Hymenoptera, Vespidae. Gene Ontology annotation, molecular function: iron ion binding; monooxygenase activity; heme binding.